This is a messenger RNA of Callithrix jacchus (white-tufted-ear marmoset), 3759 nucleotides long. The record is from RefSeq and is a predicted model, not a curated record. Lineage: Eukaryota; Metazoa; Chordata; Mammalia; Primates; Cebidae.
UCCAAUCAGGCACGCAGUUGGGGCGGAAAGGGCGGCUUCUGCGAUGUGGCGGCGGCUUUGUGUCUUUCUGCAGCUGGAGUUUUAGGUCUCGUCUUUGCAGUCCUGUGUCCUCUGCUGCUAUAGGUCCAGCCUCUGGGCAUUGUGAUGUGCUGGUACUGGAGAUCCAUAACUGAGAUGCCAGGACCCCCUGGAAGCCUAGAAAUGGUGGAGUCUCGCUCUCUUAUACAGUCUGGAGUGUAGUGGCACAAUCUCGGCUCAAUACAACCUACACUUCCUGAGUUCAAGUAGUUCUCCUGCCUCAGCCUCCUGAGUAGCUGGAAUUCCAGAAUUGUAUAUAAUUUUCUGAGCGGUGUGAAGAGGAGGCGAGAACGACCCCGGGACCUACCGAAGCCCACGUGCCUAUGUCCCGCCACCGUCGCCACCAUGCCCAAGAGAAAGGCUGAAGGGGAUGCUAAAGGAGAUAAAGCCAAGGUGAAGGACGAACCACAGAGAAGAUCUGCGAGGUUGUCUGCUAAACCUGCUCAUCCAAAGCCAGAGCCCAAGCCUAAAAAGGCCCCUGCAAAGAAGGGAGAGAAGGGAGUGUUGACAUUUAGGGAUGUGGCUAUAGAAUUCUCUCGGAAGGAGUGGCAAUGCCUGGACACUGCACAGCGGAAUUUAUAUAGUAAUGUGAUGUUAGAGAAUUACGGAAACCUGGUCUUCCUGGGUAUUGCUGCCUCUAAGCCAGACCUGAUCACCUGUCUGGAGCAAGGAAAAGAACCUUGGAAUGUGAAGAGACAUGAGUUUGAAGCCAAACUCCCAGUUGCAUCUUCUUAUUUUGCCCAAGAUCUUUGGCCAAAGCAGGGCAUACAAAAUCAUUUCCAAAAAGUGAUACUGAGAAGAUAUAAAAAAUAUGGACAUGAAAAUUUCCAGUUAAGAAAAUGUCGAAGUGCGGAUGAGUGUAAGUUGCACAAAGAAUGUUACAAUGGACUUACCCAGGUUUUGACAACUGCCCAAAGCCAAUUAUUUCAGUGCAACAAAUUAGUGAAAGUAUUUCAUAAAAAUUCAAAUUUAAACAGACGUAAGAUAAGACAAAGUGGAACGGAACCUUUGAAAUGUAAGGAAUGUAAAACAUCAUUUAGCACACUUUCGGACUUAGCUGAACAUAAAAGAAUUUAUACCAGAGAACAACCCUACACAUUUAAAGAAUGUGGCAAAGCCUAUAAUGAGGCCUCAAUCCUUUCUACAUAUAAAAAAAUUUAUACUGGAAAGAAACCCGACAAAUAUGGAAAAUGUGGACAAACCUUUAACCAGUUCUUACGCUGUACUACACAUAAGAGAAUUCGUACUGGAGAGAGACCCUACAAAUGUGAGGAAUGUGGCAAAGCUUUUAACCACUUCUCAACCCUUAGUAGGCAUAAGAUCAUACAUACUGGAGAGAAACCCUACAAAUGUGAGGAAUGUGGCAAAGCUUUUAACCAAUCCUCAACCCUUACUGGACAUAAGAUUAUUCAUACUGGAGAGAAACCCUACAAAUGUGAGGAAUGUGGCAAGGCUUUUAACCACUCUUCAAUUCUUGCUAGACAUAAGAGAAUUCAUACUGGAGAGAAACCCUACAAAUGUGAGGAGUGUGGCAAAGCUUUUAACCACUCUUCAAUCCUUGCUAGACAUAAGAUAAUUCAUACUGAAGAUAAACCCUACAAAUGUGAGGAGUGUGGCAAAGCUUUUAUCCGGUACUCACAGCUUACUAGACAUAAGAUAAUUUGUCCUUGAAAGAAAGGCUAUAAAUGUAAAGAAUGUGGCAAAUCUUUUUGGUGGCACUCCGGCUUUAAUAGACAUAAGAAGAUUGAUAACAGAGAAAUUCUACAAAUGUGAAGAAUGUGGUCAAUCUUUUAGGUGAUCCUCAACCCUUAUUACUCAUAAGAGAAUCCAUUCUAGAGACAUACCCUACAAAUGUGAGGAAUGUGGCAAAGCUUUUAACCACUCAUCAAGCCUUACUUAUCAUAAGAGAAAUCAUACAGGAGAGAAACUCUACAAAUAUAAAGAAUGUGGAGAAACCCGAUUCUCACACCUCACUACAUAUAAGGGAAUUCAUACUGGAGAGUAACCCCACAAAUGUGAGGAGUGUGGCAAAGCUUUUAGCUGGUACUCGAGCCAUUCUAGACAUAAGAUAAUUUGUUCUGGAGAGAAACACUACAAAUGUGAAGAAUGUGGUAAAUCUUUUUGGUGCUCCACAGACCUUACUAGGCAUAAGAAAAUGCAUACUGGAGAGAAACCCUAUCAAUGUGAGGAAUGUGGCAAAGCUUUUAACCACUCCUCAAUCCUCACUAGACAUAAGAGAAUUCAUACUGGAGAGAAACCCUACCAACGUAAAGAAUGUGGAAAAUCCUUUAACCAGUUUUCCCACCUUGCUAAACAUAAGAUAAUUCAUAGUAGAUAGAAACCCUACAAAUGUGAGGAAUGUGGCAAAGCUUUUAACCACUCCUGAACUCUUACCAUAAGAGAAUUCAUACUGGAGAGAAACCCUAGAAAUGUGAGGAAUGUGGAUAAGCUUUUGAUGAAUCUCAAAAGCUUACUACACAUAAGACAAUUUGGACUGGAGAGAAACUCUACAGAUGUGAAGAAUAUGGCAUAGGCUUUAGCCAGUCAUGAAAUCUUACUAGACCUAAGAUAAUUCAUAAUGAAGAGAAACCCUAAAAGUGUGAAGCAUGUGGCAAAGCCUUUAACUAGUCCUCAUUUCUUAACAGACAUUAUAUGAUUCAUACUGGAGAGAAACUCUAGAAACCCAAAAGUUGUGACAAUGCUUGUGACCACACUUCAAACAUUUCCAAACAUCAAAGAAAUUGUGCUGGUGAGAAGUCAUAGAAAUGUAAAUAAUGUGAGAAAGCCUUUAAAGGAUUAUCACAAGUGAUUGUAGCUAAGGUACUUCAUACUAGAGAAAACUUCUACAAGUAUAAACAAUGUCAGAAAACUUAUAAAUAAUGCUCAGACCUUAUUGCACAGGAAAACAUUUGAGAACAAAUGUACAAAUUUAAUGAAAGUAAUAAAGUGGUAAAUAUAUGCCCAUGAUCUUACUGUACAUGAAAGAGCUUAAACUUAAUAAAAGCAUUAAAAAUGCUAUUCUCUCAAAAGAUUCUUCAGAAAAUAUAAACCUUUAAAGUGCUAAAGAGCAUUUAUUUCAAAGGCAAACAGUACCAAUAUAAAGAGAGUUGUGGAAACUUUACUUGUAACAGACCUUGUUGUGCUUAUUUUGUGUGAGAGGCAAACCCUGAAGCAAUUGCUCAGACUUUGUUCAGCAUCAGAGAAUUCUGCAAAUGUAAUACAUAUGGGAAAGGAAGACAUUAAUAGCUGCAGAAACUCCAGAGUGUUCAUACUAAAAUAUAUAUAUAUAUAUUUUUUUUGCAGACAGAGUAAAUAGGAAAAGAAUAUUUAAUGUAAGAUGAAGUCUAUUGAAAUAAUCAGAAUUAGAAAUGUAUAAGGCACUGACACUUCAGACUUUCCACUAAGGCAGUGUUCUGUGUCUAUAAUAUAAUCUGAAAUUAAGGUUGGUAGGAAAAUUAUUUGUAUGGAACUUUAAAUUUUUUGGAGAUUUAUAAUUACAAGUAUACUAGAACCUAUUUUUUGCAUUACAACCAAUUUACUUCUACAGUUUUAGUUAUUUUAAAAUGUACAAUUAAAAUGUUACUGACUACAGAAUCAUUUUUGUAAAAGUAAAAAUUAUAUACAGUUAUAAUUAAAAUUUACAGAUGUCUUGAGUCCUGAAUAAAUAGCUUUCAAAUUUUA